AGCAAACCAUUUAUACGCAUAGGACCAGAUCACAUCACACAUUCCUUGAAUUUCCAUCCUCCCAAACAUGGGUCUACGCAAAUUCUUCAGGAAGAAGGCUCAUAGCACGGACGACGGCGAGGCUGCGACAACCAAAAACACGAAUGUCAUAGCUGAUGAGGCUCCCGACAUCCCACUUGGCUUAGAUGUGUUGGUCGAAGGAGUCGAUCCGGUAGUGGAUAUCGUCGCAAUACACGGCCUCAAUGGUCACCGAGAAAAGACCUGGACGGCGGGGAACCAAGUAAACUGGUUACGAGACGCGAACAUGCUAUCGAGCAUUAUACCGAAUACUAGAAUAAUGAGCUGGGGCUACGAUGCCAAUACACACAGCACAAAGGAAUUAUCGGCGAUGUAUCUCUAUGAUCAUGUACAGAAUCUGGUAUCAGAUCUAAGCCUUUAUAGAAGAAGUGAUAAGACGAAUAUACGGCCCAUUAUUUUCGUUGCCCACAGUCUCGGGGGGAUAGUUCUCAAGAGCGCGCUCAUACACUCCGACUCCAUGCGGUCCGGCCAUCUGUAUCAUUACAGAUCUAUUAAGACGUCUAUAUAUGGAAUCAUAUUCAUGGGUACUUCUUAUUAAGGAGGCGAGGGAGUAGCAUGGGGCAAGAGACUCGUCGAUAUAGCCUCGAUUUUUGUCAAAACAAACGAUAAGCUUCUCAAUAUUCUUGAAAAAGACUCGGAGAUUCUAUAGUAGCAGCUUAGUCAGUACAACUCUAUUAGCGGUGAUUUCGAGACGAAGUUUGCAUACGAGGCCAAAGCCACACUACUAGCUUUGGGUAAGGCCAUGAUCGUCGUUCCAAAGUCCUCUACUGUAGUUCCAGGCCAAGUAGAUGCCGAGCCGAUUGCUAUUAUGGAUAAUCAUAUUAAUAUGGUCAAGUUUGCCGGGCAAAGCAACGAAUUCAAGAAG
This is a messenger RNA of Hyaloscypha bicolor E, 943 nucleotides long. RefSeq lists its product as uncharacterized. The record is from RefSeq and is a predicted model, not a curated record. Bases 68 to 616 code for a protein of 182 amino acids. The transcript has 4 exons. Lineage: Eukaryota; Fungi; Ascomycota; Leotiomycetes; Helotiales; Hyaloscyphaceae.